Messenger RNA from Alosa alosa (allis shad), 4403 nucleotides. It is a transcript of the gene loxl4, whose product is annotated as lysyl oxidase-like 4. The record is from RefSeq and is a predicted model, not a curated record. Gene Ontology annotation, cellular component: membrane. Gene Ontology annotation, biological process: peptidyl-lysine oxidation. Gene Ontology annotation, molecular function: copper ion binding; protein-lysine 6-oxidase activity. Lineage: Eukaryota; Metazoa; Chordata; Actinopteri; Clupeiformes; Clupeidae. Bases 52 to 2448 code for a protein of 798 amino acids. The transcript has 15 exons.
CCUACCACCCAGCUCUGCUGUGCCUUUCCCAGGCCUCUUCCCGCCACCGAGAUGCUGCUGGACUUCUUUCUAUGCUCGCUCCUCUUCUUUGCUGUGCACGCGGUGCCGCGGUCACCCAGUCGGACUCCGCGCGCUCCCUCGUUGAAAGUGCGUCUAGCAGGAGUCGGGCGUCAGGAAAAUGAAGGACGCGUGGAGGUACUGCACAACAGCACGUGGGGUACCGUGUGUGAUGACGAAGUGGACAUUAAACUGGCCAACGUGGUGUGCCGCGAGCUGGGCUUUCAGAGCGGCGUUACGUGGGCACACAGCGCCAAGUAUGGAGAGGGAGACGGGCCCAUCUGGAUGGACAAUGUCCGCUGUGAGGGCACGGAGAAGACGGUGAAGGACUGCCGCCAUAACGGCUGGGGCGUCAACGACUGCAAACACACCGAGGACCUGGGCGUGGUCUGCACCCCGGAGCGCCGGCUCGACCAAUCCCACGCCGGGGGCGGGCAGGGGCGGGGCCACUCCAUCGCCCUGAGGCCCAAUAUCAGAGCAGCGCAGCAGUGGCAGGACAUCUACUCCAAUCAGAGGUCUCCUGCGUAUCUAGGCAACGGGCACGCCCCCGACAUGCCACAAAGACCCGCCAGCCAGUCGUCUAGUAAGGUGCGGAUCGAGGAGGUGCGCCUGCGUCCAGUGCUGAUGUCCACUAAGCGCCGCGUUCUGGUGACGGAAGGUGUGGUUGAAGUGAAGCAUGCUGGGAGAUGGCGGCAGGUCUGCGAUAAGGGGUGGACCCUAAACAGCAGCAGGGUGGUGUGUGGAAUGCUGGGAUUCCCCGACGCCGAGCAGCCCAGCUACAGCACAUACAAGAAGAUCUGGGAUCGUAAAGUGAAGGAUCCGUCUACCAGGCUGAGCAUGAUGGCCAAGAAGAAGGGCUUCUGGGUGGAGAAGAUCAACUGUGUGGGCACGGAACCUAGCCUGGCUGAGUGCCGGACCAAGCUGUCCAUCCCGCGUAGCUCCUCCCCCUGCCAGAGCGGACGCCACGCCGUGGCUCGCUGUGUCCCUGGGGCCCAGUUCGCACGCAUAUCGUCAGGACGACCACAGGCACCACAGCCCCGGCAGACGGCGGUGCGUCUGAAGGCCGGCGCGCGUCUGGGGGAGGGCCGUGUGGAGGUGCUGCGGGAGGGCAAGUGGGGCACCGUGGUGGAUCACCUCUGGGACCGCGUCACCGCCAGCGUGGUCUGCAGGGAGAUGGGCUUCGGAACCGCCAAGGAAGCUCUGAUGGGAGCUCACAUGGGCCAGGGUACUGGUCCGAUCCAUAUGAACUCGGUGCAGUGUCAGGGGUCAGAGCGUUCCAUCCUGGACUGCUUCUUCCAGGAAGUGCCCCUCUGGACCUUCAAACACACACAGGACGCUUCGGUGCGCUGCAAUGUGCCCCAGACCGGCCUGGAGACCACAGUGCGGCUGGCGGGUGGUCGUGAGGCAGGUGAGGGUCGUGUGGAGGUGCUGAUGGAGGCCGGGGGUCGUAAGCGCUGGGGUUCCGUCUGCAGUGAGAACUGGGGCAUUAACGAGGCCAUGGUGGUGUGUCGCCAACUGGGAUUUGGCUUUGCAGCGCGCGCCCACGAGGAGACGUGGUACUGGGCAGGGGACCCUGCGGCUAAUGAGGUUGUCCUGAGUGGAACUCACUGUGUGGGAACAGAACUGUCCAUCCAGCACUGCAGGAGGAACCAGCACACACACUGCCCUCGUGGAGGAGGAACUAGAUCCGCCGGUGUCACCUGCACUGAGACGGCCCCAGACCUGGUGGUCGACGCUCAGCUGGUCCAGGAGUCGGCAUACCUGGAGGACCGUCCCCUGCAUCUGCUGACCUGUGCACAGGAGGAGGGCUGCUUGUCGUCCUCGGCGGCGCGGAUGCACUGGCCGUACGGCCACCGCCGCCUCCUGCGCUUCUCCUCACGCAUCAUGAACCUCGGACGCGCCGACUUCAGACCCCGCGCCACACGAGAGUCCUGGACCUGGCACCAGUGCCACAGACACUACCACAGCAUUGAGGUGUUCACACACUACGACCUGCUGACGCUAAACGGCACUCGGGUAGCUGAGGGGCACAAAGCCAGUUUCUGUCUAGAGGACACCUUCUGCCCAGAGGGCCUUCGAAAGCGCUUCACCUGCUACAACAUGGGUGACCAGGGCAUCUCCGUUGGUUGCUGGGAUACAUAUCGCCAUGACAUCGACUGUCAGUGGGUGGACAUAACAGACAUUCCGCCCGGUGAUUACAUUUUCCAGGUGGAGGUUAACCCUUCGUUGGACAUGGCGGAGUCGGACUUCAUGAAUAACGUCUUGCGCUGCCGCUGUAGAUAUGAUGGACAAAGAGUCUACAUGUACGGCUGCCAUGCAGGUGAUGCCUACAGUGCUGAUAUUGAAGAUCUGUUUGAACAUCAGCGUCAGAUCACCAACAACUUCAUCUAGAGUCUCCUCAACACAGCUGUGUGUGUGUGUGUGUACGAAUGUGUGUGUGUGUGUGAGUGUGUGUGUUUGUGUGUGUUUUGGAGUGUAUGUAUGUGUGCUUCAUGCAACACACUAUUUAAAAGGACGGCAGGGUUACGUCUGCGCUCUGAUGUCAUCAGUGUGCAACACUUCCUGUCUGUGCUGUGAUGUCAUCAGCGUGCGACUCACCUGGGCUCCUGGGCUGCAUUAGGAGUUUCUGUCCUGUCUCCUUGACUCGUCCACUUGCCCUCUUACACUUUCCAACGAGGUCAAAGGUCAAGGAAAGAUAUGAGGAUGAGUUUAUGAGGACAGCCUGUUGAGGAGUGAAUUCUUUUCCUGGCUCCUCUUAGAAUUCUACGCAAACGAUCGAUAGUUUCAGUGUUCUUCACUUCAGUCUGUGGGGGAAAAUCUCUGAGGGAAUUUGUCACAUCAUAGUGAGGAACUCUCGGUUCGCGAACAUUCUAAUCACAUAUUUGUGACCGUCCUCCUCAACAGGUUAAGGAAAGACAACCACAGUGUUACGAGAAUCCAACUCUACUGACACUCAUGGGAAGGCAGGUGUUAUUGUCAUGUGUCACUUUGGUUGUUAUUACCUGGGGCAAAGUGUUCCCUAUCUUCACUAUCACCUUUCCUGCCUUAAGGGAUGCUUCAGUGUACUAACAGAGAUUUGAAAGGAAGCAGUAAAACACCUUUUCUACGCGUGUAGAGACUCUGAACAGCUCUUAUAGGCCUACCUAAACAUAUCCAGGUCAUUUCAUUCCAAUAGGAACCUCCCUAAGCAAAAAAUACUUUCUGAAUGCAGCCCUGGUCUCCUUUGGCAACAAGCGAUAUUGUUUUCCCAUCAUCAGUUACCAGGCAUUGAGUAUUAUGGGAUUACUGCCACGAACAGUGAUGGUUAUGCCUAAAUCUGUCUCUCUCUCUCACACACACACACUUGACUUCCCCUCCUCCCAUCUCUGCUCAGUGCCUUAUAGAAGUUAUAAAAUUUAUACACACAACUUUUAAAGUUUGGAGACUUUUUAACUGUUAGAAACUUUUAAUGAGUUUAAACACCAAAAUGCAGAGAAGGCCAGAGGACUGUGCUGUGUGUCUGUGUGUGCGUGGCCCAUAUAGUCAAAGGUAUGCUGAAUGUGUGUGUGUGUGUGUGUGUGUGUGUGUGGGUGCAGGCGUGUGUUAGGAGGUGGUGUGUCCGUAUAUCUGUUAUCAUACAACAACACACAACCAAUCUGUGUGUGUAUGUUGAUUAGUUUUGAUGUUGCACGUUUGUGUGCGUGGUGCUAUCGGACCUGAUAAUUCGCUGUAGCUGUGACAUUUCCUGUUUACUGUCCAUGUUUAGGCUAGUGUCACUACAGUUAGCAAUGUUUUGGCUUGUGUUGUUACAGUUAGCAACGCCUUAGCUAGUGUUGCUGCAAUUAGUGAUGUUUUAGCUUGUGUCACUACAGUUAACUGCUGUUUCGGCUAGUGUCACUACGGUUAGCAAUAAUUUGGGUAGUGUCGCUACAGUUAGCAAUGUUUUGGCUAGUGUGGCUACAGUUAGCAAUGUCUUGGCUAGUGUUGCUACAGUUAGUGAUGUUUCGGCUAGUGUCACUAAAGUAAGUGAUGUUUCGGCUAUUGUCACUACGGUUAGCGAUGUUUUGGCUUAUGUCGUUACAGUCAGCAAUGUUUUGGCUAGUGUCGCUACAGUUAGUGAUGUUUCGGCUAUUGUCACUAUGGUUAGCGAUGUUUUGGCUUAUGUCAUUACAGUCAGCGAUGUUUUGGCUAGUGUCGCUACAGUUAGUGAUGUUUUGGCCACUUCAGAUGACGUUGCCUCAGAGUGUUGACUAGCAUUGUCCUACCUAGCUUUCCACUCGCUAGCAUUUCCUCCGCUAGCACUGUGUGAGCUAGAGUUGCUUUGGCUAAGGGAGAGAUGCACUUUAUCUGAAGAUCUGCAGUAACCC